Zasmidium cellare ATCC 36951 is the source of this 729-nucleotide messenger RNA. RefSeq lists its product as uncharacterized. Bases 1 to 729 code for a protein of 242 amino acids. The record is from RefSeq and is a predicted model, not a curated record. Lineage: Eukaryota; Fungi; Ascomycota; Dothideomycetes; Mycosphaerellales; Mycosphaerellaceae. The transcript has 2 exons.
AUGACCAUGUCCUUGCCUCGCCCUUCGGCUGUUGGAACACGACCUGCAUAUCUCGACAACCUCUUUAGAGACGCACCUACCACACCGAGCAUUCAUUCUUCGACCAGCAGUAUCUCAUGCGCAUCCACUGCCUCCAACUAUGACCUUCGAUCCGCAUACCACGCCUCCAGGCCAUUGACGCCGGCUGUUGAAGAGGACAAAAGCGAUAGUUUUAGUGUGCGCAGCAAGAAGUCUUUCUUGACCCCACGGAGAUUCAAGCUGGGUUCCAUUCUCCACAGACGGACAUAUCCACAAUCCGACGAUCUGGAGUUCUCGCGACCAUCAACCGGGCGGCCGACGCCUCAAUCAGAGCCAUCGUCGCCACCGCCUCCACCUUCUUCACCGCCGUCAGCGAACGAUAGCAAUGCGUCAACACCUGUACCGGCGACUGGGCGACGGCCGUCGUUGCCCAAAAUUCAGACCAACUUUCCACCACCUCGAGCGAUAAGCACUUAUGCGAAGAAGCCUUUACCUGCAGUGCCUGGACAGCAAGCACCGCAACCGCAGCCGAAGCCUGAGGUUGCUCGACCAAAGCUUAAACGUCAGCAGUCGAGCAUCUCGGGAGCAGAGCUAAACUGCCAACGAUGCUAUUACUACGCCGCUCGCAACUGCAAUGGCUGGGUGAUGGGAGGGGAACCUGGUGAUCCUUGCGAGAUGUGUUUGCAAUCUGGCUAUUUUGGAGCGAAAUGA